AUGCGUUUCCAGCCCUUCACUACAGCUCUGGCUGUGGGUGUCUCGGCCCAUCUUGCGCAAGCGGCUGGUCUGCAUGAUGCCGCCGUCGCAAAGGGACUUCUUUACUUCGGUACUGCCACCGACAACCCCGAACUCACCAACACCCCCUACGUCGCCCAGUUGAACAACACUGGCGAUUUUGGUCAGAUUACUCCUGGAAACUCGCAGAAGUGGGACGCAACUGAACCUACCCAGAACCAAUUCUCCUUCACCAAGGGAGACGUCGUUGCCGAUCUGGCAGAUGCCAAUGAUCAGAAGCUGAGAUGCCACAACUUGGUUUGGCAUCAACAGCUCCCCAACUGGGUCACCAGCGGAUCCUGGACCAACGAAACCCUAACUGCCGUUCUGAAGAACCACAUCACCAAUGUCGUCAAGCACUACAAGGGACGCUGCUACGCAUGGGACGUAGUCAACGAGGCUCUGGCCGACGACGGCUCCUACCGCGAUUCCAUCUGGUACAAGACCAUCGGCGAGGCCUACAUUCCCAUCGCCUUCGCGGCUGCCGCUGCCGCUGACCCAGAUGUGAAGCUCUACUACAACGACUACAGCAUCGAAUACGGUGGCGCCAAGUCCACCGCCGCCCAGAAAAUCGUCAAACUGAUCCAAUCCUACGGUGUCAAAAUCGACGGCGUCGGCCUCCAGGCCCACUUCACCGUCGGCCAAACCCCGGCCCGCAAAGAUCUCGCCAGUAACCUGAAGUCUUAUGUCGAUCUGGGUGUGGAGGUUGCCUACACCGAGGUUGACGUGCGUAUGAAGACCCCCGCGACCGAGGAGAACCUGAAGCAGCAGAGCACGGAUUUCGCCAACAUCAUCGGUGCCUGUCUUGACACCAAGAGCUGCAUCGGCGUUACCAUCUGGGACUGGACCGAUAAGUAUUCCUGGGUGCCCAGCACUUUCUCCGGCUACGGUGCUGCUUGCCCUUGGGAUGAGAACUUUGAGAAGAAGCCCGCUUAUCAGGGCAUUUUGGAGGUUUUGGGAGCUGCGCCAACUGACAUCAUCCCUCAGCCUAGCUCCGCCGCCACUGGUAGCGUCAAGGUUUACUUCCAAUGUGGUGGCCUGAACUAUCAGGGCGCAACCGAAUGCGAGGAAGGUCUGGUCUGCAAGAAGUGGAACCCUUACUACCACCAGUGCGUUCAGGCUUAA
Aspergillus alliaceus is the source of this 1182-nucleotide messenger RNA. RefSeq names its product putative endo-1,4-beta-xylanase. The record is from RefSeq and is a predicted model, not a curated record. Lineage: Eukaryota; Fungi; Ascomycota; Eurotiomycetes; Eurotiales; Aspergillaceae. Gene Ontology annotation, cellular component: extracellular region. Gene Ontology annotation, molecular function: cellulose binding; hydrolase activity, hydrolyzing O-glycosyl compounds. Bases 1 to 1182 code for a protein of 393 amino acids. The transcript has 6 exons. Gene Ontology annotation, biological process: carbohydrate metabolic process.